CUUCUGAUCUCUGGAUUUAUGACGGAGGCCGUGUCGGUUGUCAAAGAUGCAAGGAAUCUAAGAUCCUGGGAGUAUACAUUAAUAGCGGUAUCGCUAACGACAAGUAAUCCCGAUUUGGGCGGAGGAGAAUGUAAUAUCGUUCGCAUUGCUCGGGGAGAAUAUGGACUGAGUGGUAGCCUUUAUACUAAUGUAGAUGUUCCCGAUGAUAUGGAAAUGGAUACAAAAAUCUAUCGCAGCACCGAUGGCGGUGAGACCUUCCAGAUCCAGCCGUAUUCCAUACCCCGACAAACUGUUUAUCAGGCCAUGAAUAAUUUCUACAAGAAAAUCAUCAUGCCAAGUGCCGCCGACUGCUCGAAUUUUCCUCAGUUCAAUGACACUUUGGUUUUGAUUUCGGCCCAGAAGUUCACAUUCGAAAGGUGCCAGGUAAGAACAGAUGAAUUUCCGCAAUAUGUUCCGAACGGCCUGUACAAAGGCGUUAUUCGCACAUAUGGAAUAUUUGAGAUCACCUGGGAGGGACUCUUCGAUAUCACGCAGAAGGUCUUUUAGAAAAGGAAACAGGAACUUGCCUUAAUGGGUCAAUCUCAACUAUUAUUUUAUUCAAUUAGAAAAUAGUUAAAAGCGAAAUGGUAAACAAUUGUUAAAAAUGGAGCUUAAAAAUUAUGCAUACCUGUGAAAAAAUUAUAUUAGCAAUCGUUAAGAAUCAAUAAUUACGAAUCAAUUAUAUACUAAAAUAUAUGUUAUUAAAUACUUGUU
This is a messenger RNA of Drosophila eugracilis, 753 nucleotides long. RefSeq lists its product as uncharacterized. Bases 19 to 546 code for a protein of 175 amino acids. The record is from RefSeq and is a predicted model, not a curated record. NCBI's taxonomy places the organism in Eukaryota, Metazoa, Arthropoda, Insecta, Diptera, Drosophilidae. The transcript has 2 exons.